Messenger RNA from Lates calcarifer (barramundi perch), 2053 nucleotides. It is a transcript of the gene pars2, whose product is annotated as prolyl-tRNA synthetase 2, mitochondrial. Gene Ontology annotation, molecular function: proline-tRNA ligase activity; ATP binding. NCBI's taxonomy places the organism in Eukaryota, Metazoa, Chordata, Actinopteri, Centropomidae. The record is from RefSeq and is a predicted model, not a curated record. Gene Ontology annotation, biological process: prolyl-tRNA aminoacylation. Gene Ontology annotation, cellular component: mitochondrion; cytoplasm. Bases 212 to 1663 code for a protein of 483 amino acids. The transcript has 4 exons.
UGAUCUAAAACUACUAGUCGCCCUGUAAAGUCAGCAGCAUAGUGUUGGGACCAGGAAGGGGCCUUCGGUGUUUUGCAGGUUGUUAACUUUAUAAACAAGCCACUCUUUGCUCAUUUACUCAAAUAAUCCACUCAGCAACAGACACCAGUUAUCGACCGUUAGGUCAGCUCUUGUUUCAUCUAUUUUCUGAACCAGCAGCACUGGAUCCACCAUGGAGCCUAUUAUGCAUCAGGUUUGGCCAAGAGUCUUCCAGCGUCUCCACAGAACCCUGAUUCUUCCAAAGAGGAACCAUUCAGGCUGCGCUGAGCACACCGCCGUUCCUGCCUCCACUCACUCCCGACACAUCAGACCCACACUCCUGGUGUCACGUCUCUACCAGCCAUCAAACCUGCGCGAUGUGGGGCAGGACACACGGCUGCAGGGAGAGAUGACCUGUAAGAGCCAGAGGCUCAUGCUGCAGGCUGGGCUUAUCCAUCCGUCCAACCCAGGGUGUUACUACUACCUCCCUGCCACUGUCCGCUCCAUGGAGAAGCUGGUGAGAGUGAUUGAUCAGGAGAUGCAAGGGAUCGGUGGGCAGAAGCUGGACAUGCCCAGUUUGUGCACGGCUGAUCUCUGGAAAACCAGUGAGCGAUGGGACUUGAUGGGAAAGGAGCUGCUUCGUCUGAAAGACCGCCAUGGAGUCGACUACUGUCUGGGUCCCACGCAUGAGGAGGCAGUGACGACUCUGGUUGCUCACCAGGCGAAUCUCUCCUACAGGCAUUUCCCUCUGCUUCUUUAUCAGAUCACCCGCAAAUUCAGGGAUGAGCCAAAGCCAAAGUUUGGUCUCCUUCGAGGGAGGGAGUUCUACAUGAAGGACAUGUACUCAUUUGAUGUGAGUGAAGAAGCUGCUUACCAGACCUAUGAAUCUGUGUGCCAAGCAUAUACCCGUCUCUUUGCCAGACUGGGCUUGCAUUGUGUUCAGGUGCAGGCAGACACAGGAAAUAUCGGUGGUAAGCUCUCCCAUGAGUUCCAGCUGCCAGCAGACAUCGGCGAGGACCGGCUUCUACUCUGUGGGAACUGUCCCUUCUCUGCUAACGUCGAGACCUUGUCAUCAGACAGAACAGACUGUCCACAGUGUAAAACUGGCACACUGGUAGAGUCAAAGGGUAUAGAGGUUGGCCACACCUUUUACCUGGGGAAAAAGUACUCUAAAGUAUUCAAUGCUACCUUCACCAAUGCUCAGAACAAGCUUAGUAUUGCUGAAAUGGGCUGCUAUGGUCUUGGAGUAACCCGUAUUCUUGCUGCAGCCAUCGAGGUGAUGUCAACAGAGGAGGAGAUCCGCUGGCCAGGGCUUCUCGCCCCUUACCAGGUUUGUGUUUUACCACCAAAGAAGGGCAGUAAAAUGGAUGAGGUAGCAGUCUUAGCUGAGGACCUGGUUCACAUAUUGGGAGAAGCUCUGCCUCGUUUGAGAGGUGAAGUGGUUCUUGAUGACCGUACACAUAUGACCAUCGGAAAGAGGCUGAAGGAUGCCAGUAGACUGGGCUACCCGUAUGUUAUUGUAGUAGGGCAGAGUGCUUCAGAGGAAACACCCAGGUUUGAGGUGAUCUGUCAGCGGACAGGGGAGACGAUGUUUCUCAGUAGAGAUGGACUGUUAGAUCUACUUGGAGGAGUGGAAAUUGUAUGAAUCACAACUCUGAAUGUGGAAAUAAAUGUUUUUAUUUUAUGUUUGUGUGUAAUGUGUAGUAAGCAAAAUGUCUAUGAUGCAGUUGGUGAGGUGGUGGGGAAAAAAAUGAAAACUGUUGUCUUAUGUCAGUAUGGGAACUGGAAGGUUUUUGUUUUCUUUUUUUAGUUCUAUGUUUUGUUUUACAGUGUUAAACCUGUAAUUUAUGUACUUGUUGACAUUACUAAUUGGAUUGCAUUUAUUGUCACAACAAAAGCUCAGUAAUGAACCUUAGGAUAUGAAACUGCAUUUGGUUGCUGUGAUGUAAGGAUAUCACAUUUUUUUUUAUUUUUGUGGCCUCUCAUGUUCCCAUGCCAAUAAAAACAUGAGCCCAGAGGAAAACAGAAAAAAUGA